Molecule: messenger RNA, 504 nt
Organism: Prunus armeniaca (apricot)
Lineage: Eukaryota; Viridiplantae; Streptophyta; Magnoliopsida; Rosales; Rosaceae
Source: the annotation of a GenBank genome assembly
AUGGAUGAUCCAGAUCUGGUUGCAGGCACUGUACCAAGAGGUCUGCUGCUCAAUGGCAAGUGGUACUCAGAAGAACAUACUCUUGGUUCCAGCUUGGACACAAACUCUUUGAGAAGGAGCCAGAAGAAGAAGAAGCAAAAAUUGAUUUCAGAAAAAGUUCCUGAGUGUAACGCUGCCUCGGGAUAUGCCUUUUGGUGGGGGCAGCUUGGCUAUCCUCAGCUCAUUCCCCCUAAGUCAUACAAAGCUGUAAUCGUGCUACCUCGUGAAGCCAAAAAAUUCGUAGUGCGGAUGGUCAAAGGCAGCAAUGCUCAAGUGAUUGAAGUCGAAAGCUCCCCUCCUCUUUCCAAGGCAAAGAGGCUGAGAAAGAAGGCUGUUAGUGAGUCUGAAGGGAAAGAAGAAGAGCCUGCAACAGUUCCUACUGAGACCACAGAAAUUGAUGAAGAGCUGCGAGAGGCCUUUAAAGCCGUGGAACAGGAGAAAGAGGUCUUGAAAGGAGAAAAAUAA